AUGAAUUGCUAACUAAAAAGAACCUGUUGUUUAGAUUGUAUUGAAAAGCAUAAUGAGCAUAAAUACGAUUUAAAGACAUUCAAAUAGAUUACAUAAUGGAAAAAAAAUACAACCUAAAACUAUGAUAUAUAUUAAAAAAAGAUAAGUUAGAUUGUUGAAAUAAUGGUUUAGGCUGAAAAAUACUUAACAAGUUUGGGUGAGGAUCUAGAAAAACCUUUUGAAGAGAUCAUGAAUGAUGAGCUUUAAAAAUAAGUUCACAAUUUAUUCAGAAUCCAACAUUUAUAACAACCUUUCAAUUAAUUAAUAUCAAAUUUAGAAACAUUGAUGGAACCAAUUUCUUAAAUAUUUUCAAUAGUUGAGGCAUCUUCAUUAGAAAAAUCAAUAAAGGGAUAACCAAUUCUGAAUGAUUCAAAUUAUAAAUUUCAAACUAUUGGCUCAGAGUAAUAAAUAUAAGAAGAAAAAUAAUUAGAAUUCAGGUAAAACGAAGGAAAGCAGAAAACAAAAUAAUUGAAAACAUAAAUUUAUUUAGAUUUAAUUGAAAAAACAACUAGAAUAAGGAGGGAUAAUGAUUUGGAUAUUCAUCAAUACCCUAAGUAUUAUCGGUCAUCAUUUGAAAAUCUUGAUGAUUACAAAACAAUAAUUUUGAUAGGAACUUAAAAUUCAUAAAAGUAAAAUCUGAUCAACUUAUUUGUAAAUUAUUACUAUGAUGUUGAAUUUUCAGAUCAAUAUAGGUUUGAAAUUAUUGAUGAUAUCGAUAUAACCAAAAUGAAACAAAAUGAUGAAUAUGAGUAAACCAAAGUUUAUUAUAUCACUCCACUAAAUGGAAAAUCAGGACUUAGAAUUAUAUAUACACCAGAUUAUAGUGAUGAUCUAAAUUAUGAUGAUCAAAAUAGAUUCGACAGAAUAUACGAUAUUAUAUUCAAUUCAGCUUCAUUGAAUCAAAAUAUUCUAAUUGGUUUUGUAAUUCCAUAAUAAGUAUAGCUAGGUUCAUUUUUUAUGUUGGAAUCUAUCCUAAGUAAAUUUUCAAACAUCCUAAUUAAAAAUAUUGUCUUUUUAUUCCCAGAUUGUGCAGAUGACUAUCCUAAAUAGAAAUAAAUUUUGUAAUCUCAAACAGAAACGAUAAAUGGAAUAUUUUCCCCUGUUUUCAAAAUGAUACCAAAAAUGAAACACUUUUGGUUUCUCAAAUUUAACACUAAAGUUUUAUAUUUAGAAAACAAAACUUAGGAGAAUAAAUGUCUCUGGGAAAUGGAAUUAUUUAGAAAAUAAAUUUAAUUACAAUAAACUAUUAGAGAUGAAGAAUAAGUACAAUGA
Paramecium tetraurelia is the source of this 1311-nucleotide messenger RNA. RefSeq lists its product as uncharacterized. The record is from RefSeq and is a predicted model, not a curated record. The transcript is spliced from 2 exons. NCBI's taxonomy places the organism in Eukaryota, Ciliophora, Oligohymenophorea, Peniculida, Parameciidae.